This is a messenger RNA of Manihot esculenta (cassava), 3027 nucleotides long. Its product is annotated as probable serine/threonine-protein kinase PBL9. The transcript is spliced from 5 exons. Gene Ontology annotation, molecular function: protein kinase activity; ATP binding. Lineage: Eukaryota; Viridiplantae; Streptophyta; Magnoliopsida; Malpighiales; Euphorbiaceae. Gene Ontology annotation, biological process: protein phosphorylation. The coding region runs from base 1414 to 2727 and encodes 437 amino acids. The record is from RefSeq and is a predicted model, not a curated record.
UGCAAUUUCAUACCUUUCUUAGGCUUAUGUAAUUUCUGCUUUUUAUAUUGCUAGUUAGUAAUUCAUGCAACUUGAUUAUCUUUGACUUUGUGUUUACUUCAUUGAAAUUUGUUCUGUUUGGAUGGUGAGAAAAGGUAGGAAAUUUAGCAUAUUCUGAGAUCCAAUAGAGCUUUCUAAAACACAAUUGGCUAAAAUUCACUUUAUAAAUUCAAUGCAUGACUUAGACAUUAAAAUGUUUGUUUCACCAAUCAGCAUCACAGAAUUUUACUCCACGUUCCAUCAUCUGGUCAUGUUCUUUUGGGUUAAUCAGAUUUUGAGUAGACAGAGAAAUGAUCCUAAUGAAAAAUCAACUGGGUUCUUCAUCUCUCUAACCCUAGAUUUUUUUUAUUAGACAGCAUUUGUACUGACCCAAACUAAUUUGCAUUUAGUACUGACCCAAACUAAUUUGCAUUUAGUACUUGUUGGUUUUGAUUGCAGAAACUAUCAAGAUGAAGUAUAUUUUGAUAUGUUACAGCAGAACACAGUCCUUGAAUCUCUCUAACCCAUUUAAUCAGAUUGCCAGUGGCACCUAGUUCAUAGUUUGCCAUUCGGGAUUGUGUUACAGUAGAUCACAUUGAUUAGGAUCGUUGUACGCAAACACAGAUAAAGUAUAUUUUGAUAUGUAUGCUAUAGUACAAGAUGAUAUGUUAUAGCAGAACAUACUCUUUCUAGUGUCCUUGAAUCUCCCUAACCCAUUUAAUCAGAUGUUGCCAUUGGCACCUAGUUCAUAGUUUGCUUUGGUUUCAUAGGAUGGGUUCAGGUACAAGAUACUUAGGAGUAGGCUUAGUUGAAGCUAUUUGGAAUUGUGGCACAAACACAGAUAGAAUGGUUUGGAUCAGCAAUUUUCUUGUUGUGGUAUGUGAACAUACCACAUUUUGGAUUGUGCAUUCGGGAAAACCAUUUGGAAGGGGAGUCAACGAAUUAGGUAACAGUGAGUUUGAAGGUACAUUAUCUGUUGUUCAUAAGAUGUAAGCACUAAAUGUAAUCUUUCUUGACGACAAUAGAAAAUGAUUAUAUUCAUAAUUCUAAACAUAGAUUGAAAACUUGUAAUGUGUUGUUUAAUGUUCUUUAAGAGACUGAUGAAAUAAUUUACCAUUAUUCUCAAACUGUAGAAGAUGAUAGGAUACCAGCAUAGACUUUGUUGUUCUUUCUUUUCGGAUACAGUGCAAAAAGACAACCAAAAGAAAAUGGCAGGAAUGAAAACACACAGCACCUACCCUCUAACAAAUAUAGUUCCCAUUCCUAUCUCAUCGUCUGAUAAACUAAGGUCCAAUCCAAGAGAAGGAGAGGACUAAAAUAUCACUUGUUCUCUUGCAACUUGCAUUUAGUUUGAGGGGGCAAAUAAUAAUAAAUGAUAGAAUUUCUUAAUAAUAUAUGAUAUUUGUAAAGGGUUUUUCUAGAAAAUUGGGGGGCAUUAGGGCACUACUUGGUCCCAGGGAUCCACCUCUGAUGAACCACUAUAGUUUUGGGCCUUUACUCUCUUCACAUACUAUUAGGCUAUACUUGUACAUGAACAUAUUAGUUCUUAAUCAUGUAUCUGUGUAUGUUACAUGUAUGUUAUUGAUAUCUAUAGAGGUGAACCAUGAUUGUGUUGGCAAAGGUGGGAAUGAUACAAGCAAGAAUAGCAGAAAGGUCUCAUCGGCCACAACUCCUUCUAUUCCCCGAACAGAUGGUGAGAUCUUACCAUCACCCAAUUUGGAGAGCUUUGACUAUAGUGAACUAAAAGAAGCCACUUGUAACUUCUGUCAAGAUUUUGUGUUGGGAAAAGAUGGUUUUGGUUUGGUCUUUAAAGGGUGGAUUGAUGAGCAUUCAUUGAAGCCUGUGAGGCCUGAGACUGGCAUGCCUAUUGUUGUAAAGAGGCUUAACCAAAAGGGUAGCCGAGGUCAACAAGAAUGGUUGGCAGAAAUCAAAUACAUGGGGCAACUACAUCAUCCAAAUCUUGUGAAAUUGAUCGGUUACUGCUUAGAGGAUGACCUCCGGCUUCUAGUGUAUGAGUUUGUGCCCAAUGGCAACUUGGAAUAUCAUCUAUUUGGAAGAGCAGGGGAUUCUUACUUUCAACCACUGUCUUGGGAUCUCUAUGUGAAAGUUUCCCAUGGUGCUGCUAAGGCUCUAGCCUUUCUUCAUUACAAGGCAGAUGUAAUAUACAGAGACUUUAAGACUUCUAAUAUCCUGCUUGAUUCGAAUUAUAAUCCCAAGCUCACUGAUUUAGGCUUGGCCAAGGAUGGGCCGAUUGGUUGUAAUACCCAUGUCUCAACAAGGGUCUUGGGCACCGAAGGCUAUGCUGCACCAGAAUAUAUAAGAACAGGUCAUCUUACUGCAAAAAACGAUGUAUACAGUUUCGGGGUUGUUCUCCUGGAAAUGUUAUCUGGCAGGCGAGCUAUAGAUAGAAACAAGCCAUCGGAAGAGCAAAUGUUAGCCCCACACGCGAAGAGAACGAUCAACAUGCGCAAAUUUUCCCAAGUUUUGCAUCCUUCUAUUUUAGGCCAAUACCCAAAAAGCAGCGUACUAAAAGUAGCUCAACUCGCAUCUCAAUGCGUCUCAGAUGAGCCAAAUUUUCGGCCAAAUAUGAAAGAUGUAGUAGAAGUUUUAGAAGAACUUCAGAAAUCCAAUGACAAUGAGAGAUGCAAAAGCUCUAAACUCCGUAAAUCAAGCAUUGCUUCUAAAUAUGGCAGAAAAACACUUAGAUGAAUAUUGCAAUUGGAAAGCUGUCAGAUGUGUAAGGAAACAUCUGCUUUGUUUCUGUUCAUAUGUUAAGAAGAAAAGAGAGCAUUUGAUACCAUUUGCAGCAUUUUAUAUUGAUCUGGAGAAUUAAGAUGCUUCUAUACUUCAUAAAUAGAAGCUUUGCCAUGUUGCUAGAACCAGUGAUAGAUGAUGGAUCAGUUAACUGUAUCAUUGAUUUUGUGCAAAUUUAUUAAUGAGUCUGUUAGUUAUGAAACUCUGCAAUUUUGCAAACCUUUCUGAUGUUACAGGUGAAAAAUAUGUGAUUCA